AUGUCUCAGGAGGAGGACAGAUUCCACGCUCACUCUUUUAUCCCCAGACGCCGAGGAAACUGGGCCCAACACUCAAGUUACAUCUUAAUUGCCCUCUGUGCCCUCAUCCUGUACCUCACUGAACAGAGCAUCCGCCAUGUCGCCCAGUGUUUUAUCAUCCAUUUUGUGGCCCUGCAGGUUGGAGCCCUCUUCAAGGGGAUCUGCACCUUCACAGAAGAGGUCCACCAUGUGUCAGCCAGGUAUCGUGGGAAAUAUUUCAAGGCCCUGAAUGCCUGCCUGGAUUUGCGCAGGCAUGGUCUCCUCCUGUUGUUAUGUGGGGCUGCCUACUUGUUGCUUCCCAAAGAAACUGGGCUUCCACUAUGCUUGAAACUGAGCCUCGUGUGCCUCUGUCAGCUUCUGGCGAUCGUCUUUGGCCUUCAGAAUCCCUCAGCUGCCGAGAUUUCAGAACUAUGUGAAAGAAACAACCUCAAUGUAGCACAUGGACUCGCCUGGUCUUAUUAUAUCGGCUAUUUAAAAAUCAUUUUGCCUCGCCUUAAAGAUUCUAUUAGUGUUUUCAGUGAGAAUAAUAAAUCCUUGCUGAAAUGCAAGAAGACCUGGAAAUUACACAUCUUGAUCCCCCUGAACUGCGAGGUGUACGAUAACCUGUGGAAGGCUGAUAGUCAUAUUCAGUUCAUAAACAACCUCCCAGAAGUGAGCGUGGAUCGAGCUGGCAUUAAGAGGAGAACCUACAAAAACAGUGUCCAUGGAAUCUUGGAUGAGAACCAAAAGAUGCACUGUUGUGUGGUGGAGUAUGCCACCCCACUGCAAUCCCUCUAUGCCAUGUCCCAAGACGACAGUGCCGCUUUCAGCAGGCAAGACCGUCUGGAACAAGCCAAGCUCUUCUGCAGAACACUGGAGGAAAUCUUAGGGAAAUCCAAAGAGUGCUCCGGCUGCUACCAGCUCAUUGUGUAUGAUGACUCGGGAGAAAAUGACAAGCAUUUUUUGUCCAAGGAAAUCCUACGACACCUAAAACAGCAGGAUCGGGAGGAAUACGCCAUGUGUGAAAAGGAGGAAGGGUGCAUUCGCACACAGAACUGUCGGCCGGUUGAAGAAACCGAACUUCUGAUUAGCGACUACGACCAGCCUCUGUCUUUGCAUAGUGACAGCAACUGA
Euleptes europaea (tarantolino) is the source of this 1152-nucleotide messenger RNA. RefSeq names its product stimulator of interferon response cGAMP interactor 1 (gene STING1). The transcript is spliced from 6 exons. The coding region runs from base 1 to 1152 and encodes 383 amino acids. Gene Ontology annotation, cellular component: endoplasmic reticulum membrane; autophagosome. Gene Ontology annotation, biological process: autophagosome assembly; defense response to virus; reticulophagy. NCBI's taxonomy places the organism in Eukaryota, Metazoa, Chordata, Lepidosauria, Squamata, Sphaerodactylidae. The record is from RefSeq and is a predicted model, not a curated record. Gene Ontology annotation, molecular function: 2',3'-cyclic GMP-AMP binding; cyclic-di-GMP binding.